ACUUGCUUUGACGUAAUCAAAAUGACAGUCAAGGGAAGAAGCGUCUUUUAUGUUGUACCGAGGAAAUCAAAUGUUGACGCAGUUACUGUGCGCUACAGAUGAUGGAUUUGGUAAAGCCGUAGCAGAACCAGUCGAGAUGUUUGGUUGACCUUAUAGUGGUGGAUUUGAACCAGAAAAAAAUGGUUAAUUAGUAAGAGCUCCAUAAUCAAUCUGUUACUGAAAACAUGGCCAGACAACCGUGUGAUCUCACUCUUGCCUGGGAUAAAUAUAUGGAUUGUCGUGCACAGGGAGCAGAUCUUCAGGAAAGUCUACAGUACUUGGAGAGUUUCCUGAGUUUGUUUUACUGGGUACAGCACCUCAGUGACCAUGGGGCUACAGAUUCACUGAAGUUCUGCUCGGACAUGAGUGGUGCUAGUAACACGCUGGCUAGGGAGUUCUUGACAGAUGUUCACCAGCUGUGUAGCGCAGUGGCUCAGCAAGCAGAAGCCCAGAGGGAGGAGGAAGCAGAGGAGAGUCACAUGGUGGCUCUGGGAGAGUAUUUGGUCCGAGGCCGUGGUUUCCUUCUGCUAAGCACUCUGGACACAAUUAUUGACCAGGAACUAACCUGCCGAGAAGAGUUGCUCACACUUUUAUUGUCAUUGCUGCCACUAGUGUGGAAGAUUCCUGCUCCGGAAGAAAAAGCCCAAGAUUUCAUUCUGCCUUCACUUCUGAAAGGGGAUCUAAGUCGAGAGGAACAUGCUGUAGCCCUGGAAGUGGGGAAGGAUCAAACUGGUUCUGAUGUACAAACCUCUGGAAGACACUUGUUUCGCAGCUGGAAGUUACGGCGUGCACGUAAAACUGCCCAGAGAUAUUCAGUAAGGGAUGCGUGCAAAUCCCAGCUGUCAACUUCUGAUUCAGAAGCCAAUUCGGAUGAAAAAGCAAGCAAAGGGUCCAAAUACUGCAAGUCUAAUGCUUCAUGCAUCCGUGUCAGUCAACAGCAUAACCAAUCAGUUAUUUCACCGCAGCAGCCAUUGCAGUAUCCCUGUGUGGAUGGUAUGAGCAGCCUAGAAAGAUCCAAAACCUCAGCCAGGUUCUUUGGAUCCCCACCACCCAACACUGAAACACUAACUGACCCAACAGCCCUUUCCAUUUUGAACCGUAUGGAGAAUUCACCCUUUGAUCUCUGUCAUGUUUUACUGUCCCUUUUGGAGAAAGUCUGUAAAUUUGACAUGACUAUUAAUCACAACUCAGGUUUGGCUGUUAGUGUUGUUCCAACACUCACUGAAAUCCUAACAGAGUUUGGUGACUGUUGUGGACCAGGGGGUGGUAGUGGUCGGGAAGGGGUUGAUGAAUUGGCUGGAGGCUGGACAGAGGAGCCGAUUGCCCUAGUUCAGAGAAUGUUGUUGCGCACGAUUCUGCACUUGAUGUUUGUAGAGGUCGGUCAGAGUGAGGCACUACCUGAUAAUCUUCGGCAAAGCCUUGCUGAUCUGCUCAGAGCCACUUUAGAAAUUCGAAGCUGCUUUGAAAGGCGAGCAGAUCCUUUUGCUCCCCGGCACAAACAGACUUCACAAGAAGUGCAGGAGGCUUUUUUUUUUUCUAGGUAUCGUCACCGGGCUUUACUGCUGCCAGAACUUCUUGAGGGUGUUCUUCAGCUUUUAUUGGGCUGUUUGCAGACCACUGCACCUAAUCCUUUCUUCUUUAGCCAAUCUCUUGAACUAGUUCAUGAAUUUGUGCACCACCAUGGCCUUGAGCUAUUUGAGGAAACCUCACUUCGUCUUGAAACCCUUGCAGGUUCUUGUAACUCUCCAAUUAGUGGUGAGGCCUCAGAACAUUUGCGCAGCAUAAUUGCUGGUGUGCUUAAGAUAAUCAGUGCAAUAAAAAAGGCCAAAUCUGAGCAAUUGCACCAGUCUGUGUGUACAAGACGUCGACACAGACGCUGUGAAUACUCUCACUUGCUGCACCACCAUUGUGACCUUUCAGGACUACCUGUGUCUGCCUUUAAGCAGGCAACUCAACAUAACCCAUUUGAGGAUGAAGCUGAGGGUAAUCGUGGACAAGUGUGCUACCCAGAUCGUUGCUGUGUUUUGGCCGCCUGUGCUCACCAGUUUCUGCGCCUGCUUCAGCGCCUAUCACACUCAGGGUCUGCAGUGCUGCAGGUGCUGACUGGUGUACAAGCUGUUGGUAUUUGUUGCUGUAUGGAUCCACAGUCAGUGGUUCUUCCUUUGCUUUUUGCAUUUCAAGCCCCAGGUCUGUGCAACUAUCAGACCUAUAUACUUAAUGUGCUUAGUCAGCUCGUGCUGGAACAGCUGGGAGGGAGACAACACUCAGAGAAGGGCAGAGUUACUUCUUGUAAUAUCUGCACCUUGGACAGCAGUCAGAUACCUGGUAUUGAAGCAACUUUGCAGGAAAGUGGACAAGAUAAAGAGAACACCUCCUCUGGCAUGUUUUUUCCCCCUUUCCAUUCGCAAGGUGUUCUGACAAGUACAGGGUCUAAAGACAUGCUUUGGAAGUGGAAUGUUUUGAAAGCUUACCAGGAAAUAGUGUUUGGUGAGGACUUGCAUUUGAGUAAGCAGGUAUCCGGUCAUGUUUGCCAGCUCACACUGAGAGGAAAUGAAGUGUUACAGUGGCAGCUGUAUACCCACAUUUUUAAUCCUUUGCUUCAGAGGGGUGUGGAACUAGCUCAUCAUGCCCAACAAUUAGGUGUUUCAAAUACAUGCUCGCAGGUCUGCAGUUACCACACUCAUUGCCUCUCUGUGGAGGUACUGCUUGUUUAUCUUCAGACAUUACCCCCCUUACUCAAGUCAAGCCCAAUUGUGCGGAACUUGUUUUUAAGCUGUAAUGGAUUAAACCAGGUCACUGAGUUAAUAUAUCUGGACUGCACUCGGCCUUGGGCACUUAAGGUGUUUGAGACAUUGAUCUUAAAUGGUUGGGACCAGCAGACAGACCAUCCCCAGCAAGAGCUAAAGAAGCCAGAUGACAAGGAAAGUCCUACUGUCUUUAGGAGUGCAGAGGAGGCAUGUCCAAAUCGCAAAGACAAAAGCAGCAUAGGUGCCGGGAAAGGACGGAGCCAUGGAGAAGCGCACUUAAACACGAUUCAUCUUUUCUUGUGUGUCGCCUUUCUAUGUGUAAGCAAGGAGGCUGAUUCAGAUGGGGACACUGCUAAUGACUCUGAGGACACCUCCGGAUACGAUAGUACAGCCAGUGAAUCUUUCAGUGUCCGGUUACCCUUUCUCUCACCAGACAGUGUGACAUUGCCCCCAGUGGAGCAGUUAAGACGAGCAGCUGAUGUGUGGUCUGUGUGCUGUAGGGUCUAUCUGGCCAACCUAGCGUUCCAGAGACAGUUCCUAAGUUUGGGUGGCCUGGAUGCCUGCAGUCGCCUCAUGGCUCUGGUCAUUCAGAAGCUUGCCUCAAAAACCAAAGACAAUAAAAAUAAGAACAAAAGGGAGGGUAAGGGCAAAACAAACCCAUCACAUUCAGACUCUACAGUCCUGACACCAGUACAGACUGGACUAGAUUUUGACUUGAUAAGUCCUAAUCAGGUAAAGAGCAAGACCAAGGACCCAAAAAACAAGCUGGAAGAGGAGUGGCCCUUGCAGAGUAUUCGUCUUUUUGAAGCACUUCUGUCAAUCUGUCUUCACAGUUCUAACUCUGUUCUACAGAAACAUAAACCAGACUUUACAUUUCAGCUUUUGUCUGUAGAGGAUACCCUAUGUGAGGUUAAGGAUAAACUGUCUAGCUCUGGUGUAAUGAACUCUGACCUGGCUGUUCCCCUUUUUGACUGUCUGUUGCACGUGGCUCUGGCUGACGUGUUUGGCACCACAUUUCCUACAGAAGAAAAAUCUGAACGGAAGUGUCAAGUUAACUGUGAAGUGGCCGCUCCAGCAGGGAAUUUGUCUGAAGAAGCAGAUGAAGUCGUGUUUGGUGUUCGAGGCUUAGAAGAGGAGGAAGGCUAUGAGGCUGACAGUGAGAGUAACCCUGAGGAUUCUGCCCAGGGGGGGCAAGAUGUGAAGGUGGCAGUGCUACCAGGCGCGUGUGUGUUGGGAUCUGCUGCUGUUUCUCAUGGCCCUAGCCAGGGUCUGCUGCUUUUCCCACAGAUCUGCUAUAUGGAGCUGCAGUUGCUGGCCAGCAGCUCACCUGAUCUGGAUGUCCUGAACCAUGUACUGAAAAGCCUGCUGGGAGCUAUGCAAAUGCACCAUUUCAAUGCUGCAAUGAUCUACCAACAGGGUGGCAUGAAAACCAUUCUGACUGGCUUUCAGAACAUCCUCAGUCAAUCAGAUCCCUGUUAUGAAGAGUGCCAGACAGUACUAGUGGAACUGCUAGUUGCAAUGGCUAAUGACAAGAUCACAGCAGAAGAGGUGGCUUUAUUAAUUCGCCUUUUCCUGGAGAAGACACCUCCGACUGAAAUUCUGCUAAAUGGAGUUCUGCGGAUGGUGGAGGCCAACACAGACAACGAGCCACUUCAUUACCUGUCUUUUCCCAUGCAUCUGUACUCUAGUGCCCCUGGCACCAGUACAAAUGGGGCAGUUUCUACCAAGACAGGGGUGAGCAUGCUCUGGAAAGGCAGGCUCAAAGUGGAAGGUGAGCGUGGACCUGGGCAUUUACGCACUUCCCCCUGGCAUACUGCUCCUCUCCACCUGCCUCUAGUGGGACAGAACUGCUGGCCGCACAUGGCCAGCGGCUUCAGUGCCUCGCUUUGGCUCAGGGUUGCAAAGAAUGAGGAUAAAGAUAGACCAUCACACCAAGCUGAUGAUAUAAAGCUAGUUGAUGGGGUCCAGAUGGUGGAACAGAUCUGCGAAAAGGGCCUUCUGCACAUUUUUUCCAUGGGCUCCAAAGCCCUAAUGCUACAAGUGUGGGCUGACAUUUCGACAGGAGCAUGCACCUUCAGGAUCUGCAUUGAUCCCAAUGAUGAGAAGAAGGCAGGUCUGCUGGCCCAGACAGAAUCUGGACAGGGAGUGUUAACUGCAGGCCGUUGGCAGCAUUUGGCUCUCACUUAUACUCAGCAGCUUGAGGGCAAGAAGAACAUACACAGUUGUUUAACGCUUUGGGUGUGUGGCAUCAAAAAAUGUGUAGUCUCACUAGACUACACCCUUCCCAGGAAGUCCAGUCUCUCAUCAGAUAGUAAUAAGACCUUCUGUAUGCUGGGCCACUGCUUAAAUGACACUGAGGAGUUGCCUCGAAGAUUUACCACACGCUUGGAUAUAGGCACUCUGCUUCUUUUUAAUGGCUGCAGAAUAAACACAGAAGAGGCCUUUUAUCUGUACGCAAAUGGCCCUGAUCUCACAUCCAUCAUGCCAUGCAAGUAUGGAAAGCCCAGUGUGACAUUUUCAAAGUAUGUUACUCAGGAAGGGCUUCAGUGUGAACAGAUUCGGGAGCUGCUGAUGCGGAAUUCUGAAGUAGACACAUCACUUCUUAUUGAAAACCUGGCUGUUGUCUAUUCUCCCAGCAGCCCUUCUGUUUACACCAUCUAUGAGCCAGUGAUUCGGCUAAAAGGACAGGCUAAAGUCCCUGUAGCAUCCCAGAGGCCCUUCAGUGCUAAAGAAGUACAUAGUUCUGUGCUGGAGGCUUCCUCAUUCAAAAGUCUGCAGGCUUCACAGCCUUCUGGCCUCCAUAACUGCCUACAUAAGAUCGGUGGCAUUGGUGCAUUUGUCUUCCUCUUUGCUCGGGUAGUGGAGUUACGUGAUUGUGAGAAAAUCCAGGCACUGGCACUGCAGGUCUUACUGUCUCUGGCUAAGCAUAAUCAUCAUCGUAUACAUGAGAUGGAGUGUUGUCAUGGGUACUCCAUGAUCCACCAGGUUCUUAUGAAGACCAAGUGCAUUGUUGGAUAUCAUAUCCUUAAGACUCUACUGGAUGGGUGCUGCAGUGGCUCCAUCCUGAUGGUAACGAAAGAUGGUCAGUGGCAUCUAGACACAGAGACCACUGUUGUAGUGCAGGACCUAAGGUUGCUCUCUGAAAUACUGCUGGACUGGAAGAUAUGGACUAAAGCUCAAAGUGGGGUAUGGGAGACUUUACUGGCUGCAUUAGAGAUUUUAAUCAGAGUGCACCAUCCUCAGCAGGCAUUUAAUAUUCGACAGCUGCUCAAAGCCCAGGUGGUGCAGAGCUUUCUGCUUACCUGCCAGGUGCUACAGGAAAAUCAAGAUGAGCAUCUCAUUUCCAUCCCACAGGGAGUGUGCCUCUCCUUCAUUAAAAUUAUUCAAGAAGUGCUAGGUUCCCCUCCAGACCUGAAGCUCCUGCGUUUGCUUUACCACUUUCUGCUAGCUGUACAUCCACCUACGAACACAUAUGUGUGCCACACUCCCUCCAGCUUUUACUUUUACCUGCACAUUGAUGGUAAGCUGUUCCAGGAUAAAGUUCAGUCCAUGAUGUACUUGCGUCAGUCCAGCAGUGGAGGAAAGUCUACCUGCAGCUCUGUGGUCUCGCUCUCCCCAACUUUUACUGAAAAAAGUACUGAAAUACGAGCUGAGGGACAUCCACCUCCUACUCCAGACAUAGGAGCUGACACCAUCUCUCUCCUACUCCCAAAAAGCUCUUCUCCUUCUCCUUACUCUUUGCCAGCUCUCACAGCCUGCCAGGAUCAGCAUGCUUCGUGUAAAAUAGUCUCUAGACCACCGGAGCUAGAUAAGGCUGUUUCACUGACUACCCAGCACAACCCUGGCAGUACAGAGACACUGAGGUAUGGAGAUGAGCAGCUCCUCAGCAGCUGUGAAUCUGUCAAGACUAUCUGUGAGUCUCAGGAUGCAAUUGAAGAGGUUCCUUGCACAGCUUCUGACAGUUUUGAAAAGGAGCGUGAAGUUGGAGUAGAACAAGAACCCAGUGCCAGCACUGAAUUAGCUGGAGAGGAGGCCCUGCGAAGGCCAGACAGCCUGAAAGGCAUCCAGUCGUUUCAAAGAAGCCACAGUGAACUAGCCAGUCUGGGUCUUGCCUUUCCAGCACAGAACAGCUCUAUGGCCAUAGCUCGUUGGCCCAGUGUAACUGAUCGCCCAGCUCCAUGUGAUGACUGGGAGAGCUACACCUAUUCACCUGGCUACGACCAAGCACGCAACAGGAGUAACUCCACCAUUGAAAGGUCGGGUUCAGAGGACUGCUUGAUUCUGAUUUGCUGUGGACUUUAUGAGCUACUCAGAGGUGUUCUGCUGCUAUUGCCAGAUGUCAUGCUGGAGGAGGUGAUGGACAAACUGAUUCAGCCAGAGGCCCUCAUUGUCCUGGUCAACCACUCAUCUCCUCUCAUUCAACAAGGUGUCAUAAAGCUGCUGGAUGCCUACUUUAGCCGAGCCCACAAGGAACAGAAGGAGAAGUUCCUAAGAAAUCAUGGAUUUUCAUUGUUGGCAAACCAGCUAUAUCUGCACCAGGGCACUCAGGGGGUGCUGGAGUGCUUUUUGGGAAUGCUGUUUGGUCGGCCUGUGAGUUUAGAGGAGGAUCUUGACUUGGAAGACAUGGAGAGCAUCUCUCCCUUCAGGAAGCGCUCUGUGGUACCCAUCCUGGGGCUUCUGGAGAACUCUUUGUACGAGAACUCCCUGGUUCACAAUGCCAUGUGUGUACUACUACAGCUAUUAAAUGCUUGCCCAAAGCUGGCUGAUAUCCUGCUGGACCAUGGCCUACUCUAUGUACUCAUCAACACACUUUCUACCCUUAAUGGCCUGGAGAAUGGGAUAGCUCCAAACGAGUACAGACUUCUACUAUGUGACAUUCAGCAGCUGCUUGUGGCUGUGACCAUCCAUGCCUGCAGCUCUUCUGGCUCCCAGUAUUUCCGCAUAAUUGAGGAUCUUAUCACCUUAUUGGGUUUCAUGCAGGGCAGCAAAGUACAUCGCACUCAAGAAAUGGCUAUGGGCUUGCAGUUUCGAGUUCUCCUAUCAGCCAUUGAUUUUAUUAAGACGACAACCAACCAGGACCAUCAGAAGCUAAGUACCUCCACACAAGUGUCCUCCUCGUUACAUCAGGCUCUCCAUCAAAAGCGAAAAAGCAUUGCAGGUUCAAUGGCCCUCAAAGACUCCAUAAUUCCCUGUAUACCCUGGCAGCACUACUGUUCCUAUGGCCAGAUCCCCUUACCCCCAGCAUUCAGCUUUCUGUCCCAGGACAGCUCCCUAUCUCCCUCCCCUGGAUUCUCCGCCUGUACUAUCCCCUUCAACAAAGGUCAGCGGAAAUUCUCUUUGGCACAGUCAGAUUCAUUGCUGAUGCGGAUGCGUUCUGUGGCUACUGAUGAGCUUACUCAAAUGAUGCAGCGACGGAUGAGUCUGGAGAACCCCAUUAGAGCCAGUGAAACUGAGUUCAUUCAGAGACUGCAGAGACUUGUAGUGCUGGCUGUUAACAGGAUAAUAUACUAUGAUAAAAGUAAAGAUUUCCUGGACCUUUUAAACUUUCCGGAGUCUCCUGAUCACACAGUGAGCACACCCUCAAAUGCUGAGCUGAUGUCAGAUGAGAACAGCUUUACUAAUCCUGCUUCUUUCUCACUGGCCAACAUGAGGUGCUUUCAGAAGGAUCUUCUCAAGCUCAUGAUGGAGGGCAUAAAGAUUGGCCUGGCCAAUUCAGGUCGAAGUGGAGCACCACGACAGCAGUGGCAUCGUAUCUUAUGGUCUUGCAGAGACACCUUUCGGGUCCAGAUUGGCCGACUGCUGGUGCAUACGCUCAGUCCUGCACUUUCUCUAGCAGACAGAAAGGAGGCUCUAGAAUUUGUUCAUGAGCAGAAUCAUCCCGACAUUCUGAGAGAGAGUCUAAGCCCUGGGCUUGAGCAUGGUCCGAAGCUAGCUCUGUACCUGUAUGAGAUGCUACAUGACCACAAAGAGAGCCUGACAAAAGAAGAGCAGGUUGCUGCUAACACCUUUAUGACAUCGCUAAAGUUGUGUGGCCACCGCUGCAUACCUCCCACCGUUCCACCCAAACCAGACCUCCUGAAAGCCAUCAAAGAGGAGCAACUUAAAUAUGAGUCAGAUGUGAGAACAAGUAAAGGUGCAUGGGAGAAGAAGCUGGUCAAUGCCCAGAAGAUUCUAAUACAGAGGCUGGAUGGUAAGUCAAAGGACAUCUCCAAAAUUGCAGCAGACAUCACUCAGAACAUGUCUCUUAAACAAGGCAUGGAGAGGAAAAAGGUUAUUCAGCAUAUCCGAGGCCUUUACAAGACUGACCUGAGUGCCAGUCGACAUUGGCAAGAGUUAGUGCAGCAGCUCACCCAUGAUAGAGCAGUAUGGUAUGACCAGUCGUCAUACCCAACAUCAUGGCAGUUGGAUUCUACUGAGGGACCCAACAGGGAGCGCAGGCGCCUGCAACGAUGCUACCUUACUAUCCCUAAUAAGUACCUACUUAAGGACCGGCGUAGACCAGAAGAGACUAUCAAAGGUCCACUGGCUUUCCUGUUUGAGGACAAGACCCACUCAUCCUUUUCUUCCACCGUGAAGGAUAAAGCCACUAGUGAGCCAAUCAGGUUCACACGGAGGUGUAUAAGUGUAGCUCCCUCUAGAGAAACUGCAGGAGAGUUGUUGCUGGGGAAAUCAGGGAUGUACUUUGUGGAGGACAAUGUAUCUGAGGCUAGUGAUAGCCAGCGAAGUCCUCAUGGAGAGACAGAUCCUGCCUCAUUCUGUUGGACCUAUGAGGAGAUUAAGGAAGUGCACAAGCGCUGGUGGCAGCUCCGAGACAAUGCUGUGGAGAUCUUCCUCACCAAUGGCCGAACUUUACUUCUGGCCUUCGACAACACAAAGGUUCGUGAUGAUGUCUAUCACAACAUCCUUACAUCCGAACUGCCCAACCUGUUAGAGUACGACAAUAUAAAUGCACUCACUCAUCUAUGGAGUUCCAGUCAGAUUACUAACUUUGAGUACCUCACACAUCUCAACAAGCAUGCAGGACGCUCUUUCAAUGACUUGAUGCAAUACCCAGUAUUUCCUUUCAUCCUGAGAGACUAUGUAAGUGAGACACUGGAUCUUCAGGACUCAUCUAUAUACAGAAAUCUAAGCAAACCCAUUGCAGUACAGUCAAAAGAGAAGGAAGACAGAUAUGUGGACAACUACAGGUAUUUGGAAGAGGAGUAUAAAAAGGGUGCCUGUGAGGAUGAUCCUAUGCCCCCUGUACAACCUUACCACUAUGGGUCCCACUACUCGAACAGUGGUACUGUCUUGCACUUCCUAGUCAGGAUGCCUCCCUUCACCAAAAUGUUUCUCGCCUAUCAAGACCAAAGCUUUGAUAUUCCUGACCGAACUUUCCACUCCAUGAACACGACAUGGAGACUCUCGUCUUAUGAGUCCAUGACUGACGUUAAGGAGCUCAUUCCAGAGUUUUUUUACCUGCCUGAGUUCUUGGUAAACAGAGAAGGUUUUGACUUUGGGGUUCGGCAAAAUGGUGAGAGGGUGAACCAUGUUAAUCUGCCUCCAUGGGCAAGGAAUGACCCACGGCUCUUCAUAUUAAUUCACAGACAGGCUCUUGAGUCUGAUCAGGUGUCUCAAACACUCUGUCAGUGGAUAGAUCUGGUCUUUGGUCUCAAGCAAAAGGGCAAGCCUGCUAUCCAGGCCAUCAAUGUCUUUCAUCCAGCGACAUACUUUGGUAUGGACGUCUCAGCAGUGGAAGAUCCUGUACAGCGACGAGCCUUGGAGACUAUGAUCAAGACGUAUGGCCAGACGCCCAGGCAGCUGUUUCACACUUUACAUAUAAGUCGUGCUGGGCCCAAACUUAUGAUGGAGGGAGAGUUGCCUGCUGCCAUGGGUCUACUGGUGCAGCUGGCCUUCAGGGAAAGCCGUGAUCAGAACAAAGACGUUGUCCACCCGAGUCCUCUGCCAUGGAUUAAGGGCUUAAAAUGGGGUGAGUAUGUUGGCUCACCGAGUGCCCCGGAUCCAGUGGUGUGUUUCAGCCAACCUCAUGGAGAACGCUUUGGCUCACUGCUUGCUCUGCCUACCCGUGCCAUUUGUGGCCUCUCCUCCAAAUUCUGCCUCAUGAUGAUCUACAGCAAGGAGCAAGGUGUGAGGAGCAUGCACAGCACUGACAUUCAGUGGUCGGCCAUUCUUAGUUGGGGCUACAAUGAUAACACUUUGCGGUUAAAGAGCAAGCAGAGUGAGCCACCAAUCAACUUUAUCCAGUGUUCUCCACUUCACCAGGUGUGUCCUAGCUGUGAAUUUCCUUCUGUUUCUUCUGUUGCUAUAUUUGAUUUCCCUAAACGUACUCUGAAUACUUUCUUUCAGGUGACUAGUUGUGCCUGGGUGCCUGAUGGUUGUCAGCUGUUUAUGGGCAGUAAAUGUGGAGUGAUCACCGCCUACAGCAAUCGCUUUGUGUCCUCUGAGAUGGAGGUAGAGUCUCAAGUUUACUUGUAUGGGCACACAGAAGAGGUCACAGGCCUGUUUGUCUGCAAACCUUACAGCAUUCUAAUAAGCGUCAGCCGAGAUGGAACCUGCAUUCUCUGGGAUCUCAAUCGGUUGUGCUAUGUCCAAAGUCUUACUGGCCACAAAAGCCCUGUAAAUGCAGUGUCAGCAAGUGAGACCACUGGGGACAUUGCUACUGUGUGUGACUCAGUGGGAGGAGGAAGUGAUUUGCGAUUGUGGACUGUGAAUGGUGAUCUGAUUGGUCACGUCCACUGCAGAGAGAUUAUAUGCUCAGUGGCUUUCUCCAAUCAGCCGGAGGGGGUGUCAGUCAAUGUGAUCGCAGGUGGCUUAGAGAACGGUGUUGUGAGGCUCUGGAGUACAUGGGAUCUAAAGCCAGUGAGAGAAAUAACCUUCCCCAAGUCCAACAAGCCUAUUAUAAGUCUCACAUUCUCGUGUGAUGGGCACCAUCUGUACACUGCAAACAGUGAAGGAAUGGUCAUUGCGUGGUGUCGCCGUGAUCAGCAGCGUACCAAGUUGCCCAUGUUCUACUCAUUCCUGAGCAGCUAUGCAGCAGGCUGAGACCAUAAACUACAAUCUUCCAUCAGCCUAAAACCUCUAAAAACUGCUGCCUCAGGAGGAGGAGCCUGCAUGCAUCCAACUGUCUCUGGACAUCAAAACUCUAUUUCUCAAGGCAUGAGUUCACACCACCAUCAAAAGUGCACACUGUGUGCUAAUAGCUAAUGCGCUAUAAAAUACUCCUAAGUGUCUAUGUAGAUACACAAACUGAAGGAAAAAAUAGAUCAGUUUAACAUUGCAAGUAAACGAUAGAGGACUUUGACCACUGUUUUUUCCUCAUGAUUUAGUAUUAUUUUGUCAUGUUUUUGUCAUUUUCUGCUGUUUGAUUUGUGGUGUUUAGUUUUGCUCUGUAUAAUGCAGUUUUUAGUGUGUAACUGCUUUAAACAUUCUGUUUUUCUAUGUUCUCAGUAACUUCAGCAUUUGAAGUAACUUCAGAAGUAAAAAGUCCUUUGAAUGUAGACUUCAGUAUUUUCAGCCAGAGAAAUAAAAUUGACUCUAAAACCAGAAGGCAUUUAACUCUGAGGGUAAUUCUUACUAUGUAUAUCUUCCUCCUUUGAACUGAGAGUUAUGUAUCAACAGUGGACCACUUAAUGUAUAUGUUAAAAGUAAGUGCUUCCUUGGAGGAAACUAAUAAUGCAUUAAUCAUGUCUAGGGCAAUGCAUUUGUGCUGUAUUGGGUCUCAUUUAAUUUAGGAUCACAUCAAAAUGUAUGCAUGUCAUCUGUUACCCCAAUUCAUUCUAAAAUGUCCAUAGGUGUAAGUAGGUGUAUGUGAUGCCUAGCAAGGAAAUGACACCUACUGUAACCACGACAAGGAUUAAACUCUGACAAGUCACUAAAGAUGAAUGAAUAAAAAUGUCUGUGCAUGUGACAAAAAUCAAGUGAAAUCUUUAGGUACAAAAAGAAUAGAUUUAUUUAAUCUACUCAGAUGGUAGUAGAAUGAAAGGGGAUCCAUCUUUUAACUCUGAACCAUUUAAAAAGAGUUUUUUUGUAAUUUUAGUCAUUAUUAUGGUAAACCCACAGACCAAAAUGUAUACUUUGUAAAAAGCUCUCAUUUUGAAGGUUGUAUGGCAGCAAGACACUUGUUUUGGAUAUUUGAAAGCAUGUUUUGCAGACUUGGACAAAUUGUAUUUUUAUCAAAGGGAAAGUUACCUAUCUAUUUCAUAUCCAUGACUGUCUUUUUAUUUCCUCAUUAUGUCACCCAUGAAAUGCCUAUUUAAUUCCAGCACACUUAUCUUAUUGUAUUUAGUGUUGUUAAUUAUUAAUGUCAGCACCCUUAGGUUAUUAUUUUUCUUUCUUGUUUUCACUUGUCAUGUGUGUAUUUCCUUGUACAGUGUUGGUACUCUAAAUUAACUUGAUAUUACUGCGAGUGGGUUGUAAAGCAGCAAGCAAUGAGGUAGACAAUGCAAAAUAUGGGUGCAAAUUAUUUCGAGAGUCAUUUCAGUCUUGUGUUUUCUAUGUGCAUGAAUUUCCCCUUUUUCUUUAAACCUUUUUCCUAGAGAGCCUUGGAUUUAAUUAUUUUUAAACGGCAUUUGUGAAUGGACAAGAGUGAUCAGCACAGUAUGAAUAUAUGCCUAAAUAAAAAAAACAUAUUUAAGAA
Trichomycterus rosablanca is the source of this 13422-nucleotide messenger RNA. RefSeq names its product lysosomal trafficking regulator (gene lyst). Gene Ontology annotation, molecular function: protein binding. NCBI's taxonomy places the organism in Eukaryota, Metazoa, Chordata, Actinopteri, Siluriformes, Trichomycteridae. The record is from RefSeq and is a predicted model, not a curated record. Bases 225 to 11828 code for a protein of 3867 amino acids. The transcript is spliced from 54 exons.